This is a messenger RNA of Hyalella azteca, 1664 nucleotides long. RefSeq names its product serine/threonine-protein kinase 32A. The transcript is spliced from 13 exons. The record is from RefSeq and is a predicted model, not a curated record. Lineage: Eukaryota; Metazoa; Arthropoda; Malacostraca; Amphipoda; Hyalellidae. Gene Ontology annotation, biological process: G protein-coupled receptor signaling pathway; regulation of signal transduction; protein phosphorylation. Gene Ontology annotation, molecular function: ATP binding; G protein-coupled receptor kinase activity; G protein-coupled receptor binding. The coding region runs from base 3 to 1664 and encodes 553 amino acids.
CCAUGGGACUGAAUCAGUCCAAGAAGCGCCUGCCAUCGUACGACGGAGAGCCCGUGAGUUUCGAUCACUUCCAAGUGCUUCGAGCCAUCGGCAAAGGGAGCUUUGGCAAGGUGUGCAUCGUGCAGAAGCACGACACGCAGAAGCUCUACGCAAUGAAGUACAUGAACAAGGCGCAGUGCGAGGCUAAAGACGCAGUCGCGAACGUCUUCAGAGAGAUGCAAAUUUUGGCUUCCGUUUCGCACCCGUUCCUGGUCAACUUCUGGUUCUCUUUUCAAGACACAGAAGACAUGUUCAUGGUGGUAGACCUGCUGGAGGGGGGCGACCUGCGCUACCACGUAAGCAACGGUGUCGCGUUCUCUGACGACGCGGUUGUCCUGUACGUGCUGGAGGCGGCGUGCGCUCUAGACUACCUCCACAGCAGGCAUAUACUGCACAGGGACAUCAAGCCAGAUAACAUGUUGCUGGAUGACGAAGGUCACGUUCAUUUAACAGACUUCAACAUCGCCAUAGAGCUGCACGAGGGCCAGCUGGCAACCUCCAUGAGCGGGACCAAGCCUUAUAUGGCGCCGGAGGUGUUCGCAUGCGCCGCGGACGCCGUGCCUGGCUACGGCUUCCCCGUGGACUGGUGGUCGCUUGGUGUCGCCGCUUACGAGAUACGCAAAGGGCGGCGCCCCUACGACAUCCACGCUAACAGCAGCCUGACGGAAGUACGGCGGAUGAUGCUUAGCAGCCCUCGCUACCCUAGCGACUGGGGGCCUGCGCUGGUCACCUUAUUGGACAAGCUGUUGAGCCCGUCGCCCGCGUCACGCUUGCGCUCACUGGCAGAGGCCUUGCGGUUGUGCAAUGCAUACGGUGCUGCUACAGGAGGGGGUGCUGGAAAAGAGGGCACCGGAAGAGAGGGCACCGGAAGAGACAGUGCUGGAAAAGGUGGCGCCGGCAAAACAGUUAUAGGGGGCAGUGUGGUUUACACAGCGGAGUCUCUGCUCAACAAGCAACACCAGCCUCCUUUUGUGCCUCUCAAGGACCAUCUGAACUGCGACCCCACGUUCGAGCUCGAGGAGAUGAUCAUCGAGUCGCGCCCGCUGCACAAGAAGAAGAAGAGACUCUCGAAGCAGAGGAGCUUGUUGCAGACCCAGAGUAGCAUGUCUGUUGCUGACGUGAGUGCAGAUACGCCGGUACAGCUCGGCAACGCUGCCCCCUACGACCAAAUGCUCAUCUACAACCGAGAGCGCGAGAUGGCGGAGCUCGAACGCGAAAAACUCGAGCGCCAGUGGCAAGAAGAACUCGAAACCUCCAUGAACAUGUCCGACCCCACCGGCCUUGGUGCCUCAUACACGGGCUGUAGGUGUUUACUGGACAGAACAGCUGUGAAGGAGUGCCCCCGGUGUGUUCCUUUGGCACCAUGCGAGUCCUGCAGCAGCAGGUCCUUCAGUUCCUGUGCCACCACAACCUCCUUGUCCGUUACUACAGCCGACAUCGCAAAUAACAUCAAUAAAAGACACAAAUGUUCGGCAGAAGUCCCUAAUACUAGUACUUCUCCUGAAGAUACUUCUGAAGCUGAUGAUUUUAUAGACACGACAGCAACUGCUAAUAUUGGGAAGAACGUGCGCAGGAAAUUCAAAGGGAAAUUUGUGGAGAAAGAGACAAGUGUAAUGAUGGAAUGA